Messenger RNA from Lagopus leucura (white-tailed ptarmigan), 1317 nucleotides. RefSeq names its product dopamine receptor D2 (gene DRD2). Gene Ontology annotation, biological process: adenylate cyclase-activating adrenergic receptor signaling pathway; adenylate cyclase-inhibiting dopamine receptor signaling pathway. Bases 1 to 1317 code for a protein of 438 amino acids. The transcript is spliced from 7 exons. Gene Ontology annotation, molecular function: G protein-coupled receptor activity; dopamine neurotransmitter receptor activity, coupled via Gi/Go. The record is from RefSeq and is a predicted model, not a curated record. Gene Ontology annotation, cellular component: presynaptic membrane; glutamatergic synapse. NCBI's taxonomy places the organism in Eukaryota, Metazoa, Chordata, Aves, Galliformes, Phasianidae.
AUGGAUCCCCUAAACCUCUCCUGGUACAACACUGGGGACAGGAAUUGGAGCAAGCCGCUCAACGAGUCCAGCGCAGACCAGAAGCCUCAGUAUAACUACUAUGCCGUGCUGCUCACCCUCCUCAUCUUUGUCAUUGUGUUUGGCAACGUGCUGGUCUGCAUGGCUGUGUCCAGGGAGAAAGCCCUGCAGACCACCACCAAUUACCUGAUCGUCAGCCUGGCGGUGGCAGAUCUCCUGGUGGCCACUCUGGUCAUGCCCUGGGUGGUCUAUCUGGAGGUGGUUGGGGAGUGGAGGUUCAGUCGGAUCCACUGUGAUAUCUUUGUCACCCUCGAUGUCAUGAUGUGCACCGCCAGCAUCCUCAACCUCUGUGCCAUCAGCAUUGACAGGUACACGGCCGUAGCGAUGCCAAUGCUGUACAACACCCGCUACAGCUCCAAGCGCCGGGUCACCGUCAUGAUCGCCGUGGUCUGGGUGCUCUCAUUUGCCAUCUCCAGCCCAAUCCUGUUUGGCCUCAACAAGGCAGAUGAGAAGGAGUGCAUCAUUGCCAAUCCUGCCUUCGUCGUGUAUUCCUCCGUUGUCUCCUUCUACGUCCCCUUCAUCGUCACCCUGCUGGUGUACGUGCAGAUCUACAUGGUGCUCCGCAGGCGCAGGAAGCGCGUCACCACCAAGCGCAGCAGCCAAGGCCUGGACUCGGACACGCAUGCGCCGCUGAAGGACAAAUGCACUCAUCCAGAAGACGUGAAGCUCUGCACAGUUAUUGUGAAGUCCAAUGGGAGUUUCCAAGUUAAUAAGCGCAAAGUGGUGAGUGCGGAAAGUCACAUAGAGAUGGAAAUGGAGAUGGUGUCCAGUACCAGUCCCCCUGAGAGAACCAUUGCCAAGCCAGCAGCACCAAGCAACCACCAGCUGGUUGUGCCCAUCGCCUCAAGCCGGUGCACCUUGGACAGCCCUGGGAAAGUAGAGAAGAAUGGACAUGCCAAAGAAAAUCUACACACAGCCAAGGUCUUUGAGAUCCAGUCCAUGCCUAAUGGCAAGACGAGGAGUACUCUUCUCAAGGCUAUGAACAGGAGGAAACUCUCACAGCAGAAGGAGAAGAAAGCCACCCAGAUGCUAGCCAUUGUACUUGGUGUUUUCAUCAUCUGCUGGCUCCCAUUCUUCAUCACUCACAUCUUGAACAUGCACUGCGAUUGCAACAUCCCCCCAGCAAUGUACAGCGCCUUUACGUGGCUUGGAUAUGUCAACAGUGCUGUCAAUCCAAUUAUUUACACCACCUUCAAUAUUGAAUUUCGCAAGGCUUUCAUGAAGAUCCUCCACUGUUAA